CAUCCUGGCUCGUCAUAUGAUUUCUCCUAAGGGAUAACUGCUGAGCGGGACCGUGUCUCCAAGCUGAUCCUUUGCUGAUAAGACGGCUGCCAAGCCUCCAGUGCUGAGACAAAAGAGUUUUUCUCGUCCCAGCAGGUUUUUCUGCUGUGGAUGACAGAGAAAGGGGGAAAAGUGAGCUGCCUGGCACUGUUCGUGGGCAAGAGGCUUUGGGGGCUCCUUCUCCCCCGCUGUGCUGGCAGACCAUGGAGCUUUUCAGGCUGAGCCUGGGCUGUAUUUGUCUUCUUCCUUGGCUUGAGGUAGCAGAGGGACAAGGCUUCCUCAUACGGAACACCCGCCUGGAAAAGUGCAUUCGUGUCUCCCUCCACAACACCAACAGCAUCAGCCUGACCAGCUGCAAGGCACAUUCCCAGCAGCAGCAGUGGAGCUGGGACCCCGACAGCAGGACCAUUGUCAGCCUCCAAACGAAGCAGUGCUUGUCGGCCCACAAGGCGCGGGAGAACGCUCUGGUCAAGCUGGAGCCCUGCGGAGACUGGGAACGCCAGGCAUGGUCCUGCAGCAAGAAGGGGCACUUGACUCUGCAGAGUCUGGGCUUCCACCUCAGCACCCAGGAAGGAGGCCACAAGGUCUUUGUCUCAAGGGAGAAGGACAAACUCAGCAGGUGGAAGACUUUAGCAGAUGAAACCAUCUGUGCUGCUGCCCGGACAGCAGCUCGGAGGCCCAGCAAGCCAACACAACAAGAUGUAGACACACGUGUGUGGAUCUAUGAAACUAAAACCAUCGAUUCAUCAAAGAUCGAUGCCGUGGACAGAGAGUCUCCUGUGAUCUUGACUGACCCACCUCUGGCUAACAAAUGGAACAGCACAGUGUCUCCAGUGAGGACCAGACAGGCACAGCUCCCAGCAAAUGAGGAUGUAUCCCAGAAUCACUCUAAGAAGCACGGAAAUCGAGGGAAAAACACUGGGGCCAGGCUUGCAGGCACCAACUGGAAGACAGCCAUGCUGGUCCUCAGCCCCUUGGCAUUCAUACUGGGAUUAAUAAUACUGACACUCAAUGUUCACUACAACAAGAAGAAGAAAAUCCUCUCUGCCCUGAAGAGCUCUCCAGCCAACAGCAGCAGAGCUGACCUACGGGAGCCAACUCCCUUACGAAGGAGUCCCCAGCCAUACCUUCCACCAUCCCGCUCCCCUUCCCUGAGGCACGGAGAGAUCCUCAUCGAGUGGAAAGACGGGACAGUCACUCCUCUUUUUGACAAUGUCAGUUACCAAAUGGACUAGCUUCAAAGUAACAGAGCUGUUGCUGU
This is a messenger RNA of Neopelma chrysocephalum (saffron-crested tyrant-manakin), 1300 nucleotides long. RefSeq lists its product as uncharacterized. Lineage: Eukaryota; Metazoa; Chordata; Aves; Passeriformes; Pipridae. The record is from RefSeq and is a predicted model, not a curated record. The coding region runs from base 243 to 1274 and encodes 343 amino acids. The transcript is spliced from 6 exons.